UUCAGUCUGACAACUUCACUUCUCUUCUGCCUCAACUUUCCCAAGAGAUAAGAAGAACCAACGCAUGGACAUCGUCAACAUCUUUCAAGUGAAAAGGCGUUAAAAGCGCAAGUUUCGAAGUUUAAGAAAUCUGAACUACCUGUAACCAUGGGAUGCGCUGGAUCCACCCAGGUUAAUGAAAGCAAAACAGGGAAGAAGCUCCGUGUGAUGAGUGCUACUGAAAGAACCUUCAAUGCUGCUAUACUGAUUCAGAAGUGGUACAGGAGGUAUCUUGCCAGGGAAGAAGUAAGGCGAAGGUGCUCGUGGACCAUUUUCACAACCCUGGAAUAUGCUGGGGAGCAGGAUCAGACGAAGGAGGAGAUCAAAAAAACCUUGUACAACUUCUUCACUGACUUGUUAGUACACAUUCUUAAAGUCAAAAACAAAAAUCGACUCGUUGGAGCAAUCGCUUUACCAAGUCCAUACGGUCCAGCAGGAAAAAGCCUACUUGAGCUGGAGGAGGAAGGAGAAGAUGAUGAGUUGCAAAAAAAGACUAAUCCGAGGACAAUCAAAGUGGAGCCUGAAUACAGAGGUAUAAAAAUCAGACAUCCAAUGAAUGCUCAGACUGUCCUGACUCUGAUCGAGUACUAUAAACACCGAAAGACUCUUCAUGCUAAAUACGUACUAUCAGUCAUUCAUGAAGCACGUAACAUACUUAAAUACAAGCCGAACAUCAGUUACGCUUCGACCGUUCAUUCAAAACAGAUUACAGUUUGUGGAGACCUGCAUGGAAAACUGGAAGAUUUGUUGACCGUGUUCUAUAAGAACGGUCUGCCAUCUCAUGACAAUCCGUACGUGUUUAACGGGGACUUCGUCGAUCGUGGUAAUCAAUCGAUGGAAGUGCUGAUGAUACUACUAGCAUGCCUUGUUGUAUGGCCAGAUGCUGUUUUCUUAAACAGAGGAAAUCAUGAAGACUUCAUGAUGAACGUGCGGUACGGAUUUUUGAAGGAGAUUAUGCUCAAAUAUAAGGAUAAAUACGGCUGGAAAGUAAACCCGAGCAAUACUCACGCUGCCAAAAUUUUGCGAGCUUUGGAGGAUCUCUACGCUUGGUUACCCCUGGCCACCAUAGUAGAUAGCAAGGUGUUCAUAGUUCACGGAGGUGUAUCUAACAACACAAAUUUGAAAGACGUUGCCGCAAUUGAUCGACAUAAGUUUCUGACAGUUCUGCGACCCCCAAUGAAGGAUGGCAAGAUGAUACAGGAGCCUGGUGAGUGGAAGCAGAUCAUCGAUUUACUAUGGAGUGAUCCUCGCCCUAAGGCGGGUUGUUUCCACAAUAACUUCCGCGGUGGAGGCUGCUUCUUCGGACCAGAAGUCACAAAAUCAUUUCUUGAGCGCCAUCAAUUGAAGUUACUCAUUCGUUCCCAUCAAUGCAAAACUGACGGUUAUGAGUAUGCUCAUAAUGACCAGGUUAUCACCGUUUUCUCCGCUUCGAACUAUUACGAUACAGGCAGCAAUAGAGGAGCCUAUAUCAAAUUGAUUGGAGACGAACUUAUAGUUCAUCCCGUUCUGUACGUCAGCAGCAAACUGGCUCGCCAUGCUACUUUACGCCAAAGACAAGGCAUUCUCGAACAGUCAGCUUUAAGGGAGCUCAAAAGACACAUUGCUUCGAAGAGAUUCGUGUUGAUGCAGGAGUUCAAUAAAAGAAACAAGGCUAUGGUUUCUACUAUCUCCCUGAAUGAUUGGUGUGAAGCUAUGGAAGCAGCAGUGGGAUUGGGUCUUCCAUGGCGAUUACUUUGCCCGAAACUGGCCGUUUAUGAUCCAGAAAAACAGCUAGUCGAGUAUUCUACAACUUUGGAAGAUUACCACACUUAUACUGAAGGACUGAUAGAGGAUGGCCAUACUCUUCUGGAGGCUUUAUAUCAAAAUAAAGAAAUUUUGGAGGCGGUAUUUAAUAUGAUUGACAGAGAUGGUCAUGCCAGAAGCAAGCUGGACCGUCAUCCAGGUUCUAUCUCUAUGGAUGAGUUUGUCGAUACGUGUUCUUUUCUCGGCGACCAGCUGGGCAAACCUAUUCCUCCAGGCACGAUUCAAGAUUUGGCUCACAGCAUUGACAUGAACAAAGAUGGAUUCAUCGAUCUGAAUGAAUUUUUAGAAGCAUUCAGGUUGGUAAAUGGGAAUCGUCCUCUCCCAAGUGAAGCUCCGCCUGAAGAAGUACCAGACAACAACUCUGAUGGAACUUCUGCAGGAAACGGCAGUUUUCAAGUUGUUGAAGGAGAAGCUGCUUCACAAGCUCCAGAAACAAAGUCUAUUGAAGAAGACUUGGACGUAGAUGAUAACUGUAGCUUACGACUGUAUUAACGAGGCCAAAUACUUGUAGUUUUGUAGUAUAGUAGUUAGUUCUAUGUAUGCGUUGUUGUUGUGAGGGCUGUUCAAUAUAGAAUGAUCACAAUUUUUAAAGUUGAUUGUAAAAAAAAUCAAUAAAAAUUAAAUUAAUAUGGCAUGUAUAUCUGGAUAAGUGAAAGAUAGAUGCCAAUAACGUCACUGUUGUGACCUUGGCAACCGGCCCAGUACGAGUUGUUUCACUAACGGCUAUGCCAAAAACAGUUAUGAUGCGUGACAAAGAUAUUGCAAUUUUGUUUUUUCCUCAAAAAAUUGUUGUUUGAAACCUUUGAGAUGCUACGAUACGUUUAUGGUGAGUCUGUCUGUCAUUAUAGUACAGCUAAAAAAACGUUUAAAAUGUUUAAAGGGGGAAAAUAAUUAUUUCAAAGGAAGAUGGACUUGACGCUCUAGUGAAAACUCUAAUAGAAGUAAAUAUCAACAUAUUUAUUGUGAUAAUGAAAGAAGAUCGUCGAUUAAAGAGACCUAUCAGAAAGGCUACUCAAACGUUGCUCAAAGAAAAACUGCACAUAUUACAUUUUGUGCAUUCGAGAUUAUUCAUCCUUUAAAAGCAAACGUCACAUGAGUUACUCAUUCUCUUUAAAACCCUGCGCCAUGUGACUUUUUUUCACAUAUUUGAAGAAACAUCACCGAGGUAAAUACUUUCCAUCAUCAGAGGCAGUGGUGAAAGCUGCGGGGGCAAUUUUGAAAAGCAUGUUGAAAAUAGUUACCAGCAUGAAUUUGAAGACCAGGAAUAAAUCCAUUGCACGUAAUGGGUAGCACUUUUGUAAAUACCAUAUAAAUAUAAAAGAUAAGUACUUGCCAUUAUAAGUAAGAUAAGUAAGAAUUAUUUUGUGUUCAUUAAUGGUCACUCUUUAUUGAACAGCCUUUGUAUUGUCCGUCAAAAAAGUAGCUAGAAACUUCUUAUUGCUCGUAAUAUAUAAAAGGUAAAUUUAAGGAAAAUGUGUCAUUUUAAUUAGAAAUAGGGGAGAUCAAGGCAAGAUAUAGAAUGGAUUAGUUUAUGUUCAUAUCACUCGAAUUUCACUACUUUACGAAUACUUUUAGCCCUUCAUAAAGCUACUCAAUAAAAAUGUGGGGCCAUUCCUGCCAUUUUAUAGUUUUUCAGAAAAUAAUUACGUAUUUUGUCUGAAGUUUUAUAAUUCUCAAACUUUUUAAAGUAUUACCUCGUUGAGCAACAAUGAAAAUAUUGAGCUAGUCUUCAUUAUACUCUUUCAUUGCAUACAGUUCAAGAAAAAUUUCUUAACAGCCUUUAAUGUAUUGUCUUAUAUCUUCUAAGAAUAAAAAAAUGUAUUCAAUUUUUAUCAGGAUUGUCACUUUCCUACAAGGUGCUGGAGCAAGAUUGUAUAACUUUUAUAUUAACUUUUUAAAAUGGUAAAAUAGCAUCUGUUAUAUUAAAAUAAAAAUUUAUCUAACUAGGUACAAUACAAAAAAUAUACCAUGCCAAUAAUAUGUGAAAAGAAAAACAAUUUACCUCUAAUUUACUCUGAAAUUAAAUUUGUUAAAAGGUCGACUUGCCUUAUCUCCCUUGUGUAUUUUUUAAAAAUGUUUAAGCUGCAUUUACAUAAGGGAACAUGUACAUACUUAUAUUAGCAUUAUCGUCAAAUUUCCCAAUUGCAAUCUUCAUUUUUUUGUCUUUUUAAUGAUUUUGCACAGUUAGAAAGUACUAGCUAUAAACUUUUACACAUAUCAGUUCAAAAUAUCAGGGAUAUAUAAGAAAAAAGAUUCCGGGGCUCUUUGUAUAUACGCAAAUGUAGCAAAUGAAUCAUUUAAAAAAUAUUUUCCUUUGUUCAAAUUUUUCAUUUCGAUCUUUAAUACUGUAAUUUUUUUCUAAGAAAGAUUUAUGCCUUUUUUUUUUAAGUGACUGAAUAAGAAUUCGAACUACAUGUUUUCAU
Argiope bruennichi is the source of this 4265-nucleotide messenger RNA. RefSeq names its product serine/threonine-protein phosphatase with EF-hands 2-like (gene rdgC). Gene Ontology annotation, cellular component: nucleus; cytosol. The record is from RefSeq and is a predicted model, not a curated record. Bases 148 to 2334 code for a protein of 728 amino acids. The transcript is spliced from 19 exons. Gene Ontology annotation, molecular function: protein binding; protein serine/threonine phosphatase activity; iron ion binding. Gene Ontology annotation, biological process: detection of stimulus involved in sensory perception. NCBI's taxonomy places the organism in Eukaryota, Metazoa, Arthropoda, Arachnida, Araneae, Araneidae.